Molecule: messenger RNA, 2455 nt
Organism: Paramecium primaurelia
Lineage: Eukaryota; Ciliophora; Oligohymenophorea; Peniculida; Parameciidae
Source: the annotation of a GenBank genome assembly
AUGAAUAUGUUAAGCUCUUAAAUGCCUGAAGAUCAAAGGAUCUGUGAAAUUCAUUAACUUAAGGUUACAGCAAUAGACCUAGAUUUAUCAAAUAAUGGAUUAAUUUGUUAUUUGUGUUCUAAUUGUUUAAUUGAGAAAAUGAAUAAUAAAAAAAUAUCAACAAUUAAAUAAACAAAAGAGAGGAUUUAAUCAUUUAAAGCUUAAAAAUAAGAAAAAAAAAACUAAAUCAUUCUAAAUAAUAUUAGAAUAGUAUUAAACAAUAAUGUAAUCAAUUAUGGAGUUCAAAUUAUAAGUUGAUAAGAUUUUGGAGGAGAUCUAAAGUCAAUUUACAAUAAAAAUACAACUAUUGAAGAAGAACAAUACUUUUCAUAAGAAAAUUUUUAAGCUCCACUUAAUUUCAUUUAUGAUGUUCAAUUAUCACAAUUUAUUUCAACUUCAAAAAAUCAAAUGAACUUUAAAAAGAUAUUUAAUUUAUAGAUGAAAUUUGUAAAUAAUUUGAGCUCAUUACUAAUAAUGGAACAUACAGCGAAAUUUUUUCAGCUUUAAAGGGUGCUAAAUAGAAAAUAACAGAAAUUAAUCAAAUUGAAAUACUGCCUAUUUAAUGUAAAAAUAAUAAAGUAAGAUUUAUAUAUUGAUUAAGAAAACAUUAAAUUUAAAGAUCCUUUGUCAAAUACAUGAUAAUAGAUUCUAAAAAUAAAAAGUUAAAAGAUAGAUUUGCGUGCGGUGAAUGUAUUUGCGAUAAUCUCUAAUGCAAAUAUAGCACUAUAGAAAAAGUAAAUUAGUCAUGGAAUGAUAAAAUAAAACAACAAGAUAAACUUAUAAAUGAAUUAAAGGUAAAGAAGUAAAAAAAAUAAGAAAAAUUGAAUGAAAAAAUUAAUAAAAUGAGAAAGAAUUGCAAUUAAUAAUUAAAUAAAAUUAGUGAGAAAUUAUUAAGUGAGUUGACUUAACCAAUAAUUCAAACGAAUGAGAUAAUUUAGUUUAAAUAAACUAAUCUAGAAUAAUUCAGUAAUGAUGAAUUAUUUAAAAAUAUAAAUUAUUUGAUUCAAUAAUAAGAUAGAGAAAACCUUACUUAAUAUUCAAAAAUUGAUAAUAUGAUGACUAGUGACUCUUUAUUUUUCAAAGUUAUUGAAAACAAAUUCGAACAAUUAAAAUAGCAUGAUUUAAUAAACAUUUAAGAGUCAAUUAAUAGUUUACUUGAAAAAUCAAGUAUCAAGAAUUUUUUAUUAUUAGAUGAGAAUUAACUUCAAGGAAUUAUCUUAAUAUCACAAUAAAUAUAAGAGAGUACAAAAGCAAAUUAAGAAUAAUUAAUGAGAAAACAAGAGUUAGAUGAAUUUAUUAGUUCUUCAAAAUAAAUUUAUUGCUAAAUGGAUAUAUUUAAUUAGACAAUUUCUUAAUUUUAAAAGAAUUUAAAACAAAUUAAUUCUAUCAAAGAUAAAAUUAAAUCAGUUUCAGAACACUAACAUUUUAUUAACUUAGAAAAAUAAUUUCAAGAUUAUCAGGAAUAGUGCGAAUAGGAUUUCUAAGAAUUGAAGAAAUUUUGUGAAAUGGAGGAAAUUAUAAAAAAAUUGUAAUUAGAUUAUAAGUUAUUGUAAUAAAAGGGUAAAAUAAUUUAGGAAACUAUAAAGAGAACAAGUAAAAGACUAAAAUUAAGGAGCUUGAUGCAUUAAUCAAAGAUAUACAAAUAAAAUUGACAAAUAAAAAAGAUGAUUAUGACAUAUAAAAUGAAAAUUUGAAGAAAGAAAAAAUAAUUAUGCUUAAUGUAAAUAAACAUAAUAAAAUGAAAUUGAAUUACUUUAAAAAAAGCUUAAAAAUUAGGAUGACUAAUUUAGAACAAUUCAAUCAAAGUUUGAUUAAUUAGGAUUAAAUUUAAAACUUAAUUUACUUUAAGAUUAUUACUGGGUAAAACUAUUCAAAAUUUUAGAAUUAUAAAUUAUUAAAAAAAUAAAAAUUCAGUUUUAUUUUAUUAAGGAACAAAAAUGGAUUAGAAAGUUAAUAAUUUAGGAAGUACAUGAAUGGAAGAGACAAUUUACUUAUGAUAUUUCAAUCAAAAAGUGAUUAAAUCUUUGGAGCAUAUUUUCCUUGUAAAUGGAAAUCAUGUAAUGGGAAGUUCGUCUAAGAUAAUACAUUGUCAUCUUUUAUGUUUCCAUAAAAUCAUGAUCAAGUUUAUCCUUUGAAGUAGAAUCAAAAAGAAUAUGCUAUAUAUUGUAAUUCACAAUUAGAACCUACGUUAUGUUAUGGCCAUAUUGGAAUAGAUAGCAAUUUUUCAUUUUGCUAUUCUAGAUUAGGUAGAUCAUAUUAAUUUGACUAAUUCAAUUAAAAACAGGAUUUUUUGGAUGAUGAGAAUGAUAAGGAAUAAGAGGAUAAUGAGAAUGAAGAGGAUAAUGAGGAUAACGAGGAUUGUGAGAAUAAUUAAUAUUUAUUUGGAUAAAUGAAUCCAGAAAUAAUAGAAAUGUGA